CCCAUAUAUUGACUACGCGGAGCUUCUCUCGGCCAUAGCCGAGUGAGAGUUCUUGACGCGCGUUUAUUCAACGGGCGAAUCUAUAUGUGAUUACGAUAUAUGUAAUCCCGAAUCAAUUUUCCGCGUACUCGGGAAAAAAAAAAAAUCAAAAAAAAAUCAUAACCACGUCGUAUAAAGGGAGUAGGAAAAGCGGAGAAAAAAGAAUCGCACGUUUUCAAUCUUUGCAGAAUUUUUUCAAUGAGAGAGGAUAAGAUUUCAUUACUCCUUUUCUUUUCAUUCGACUUUGUGCACGCAUCGAGUUUGAAAUAAGUUUUUCAUACGUAUAUUACAUCAUAUCGGAGUUGACGCAAAAAACUAAGUAACUCUCAGAAGGAUUAUGUGAUCUGGACGAUAGACUUUUUUGAUCCUGCACGUGUGCCUUAUUCGAAGUUUGAAUCGAGUGUUUGUAUCUCGGAGAACGAGAGCACCUGCUCGCAUAUUGAAUUAAGUUAUAUAAGUGCGUCGAAAGGAUCGCUUUUCGAAAGUGAGCGAGGGUCAAAUUUUGAGAAAAAAAAACGACAUUACAAUUAUAAAGUUUCGAUACAUCGUCAUGCCGAAUCCCCUACACUUUCUGCAAAACGUUCGGGCAUCUUCAAGGGGUGGAGAAAGUUCGCCGUAUAUCCAUAAUAACAACAACAAUCGAUCGGUAGAAACGACGGGAAACAAUCUCGUGAAUCUAGGCACCCCAGAUCCAGCGGGACCGGUCGUCAUCGAUGUAGGUCGUCAAGAAAGUACAUUUUCUAUUUGGGAGAAUUGGGUGAAACGUCGGAGUGUCGGAGAUAAUUCGAAAGAGGCUCAUAAUUACAUACGAAAAAACGGAGAAUUGCAGACAAUGUUACCCAAAUCGACUUACCGUUUGUCUCGCGGCAAACCGAAGGAACCGCCAGCUGAAAAAUUGGCCGAAGUCUGCCUUCUGAGCCACAGCCCCUACCGCAUACUAAGGGCUGCCGAAAGUGGAAAUCUCGAAGAAUUUACUCGCCUUUAUCAAGCUGAUCCUGCACGAUUGAACAUCCGCGAUGGACGAGGGAGGGCCGCGGUACAUCAAGCCGCGGCCAGAAACAAAGUCAACAUUUUACAAUUCAUUUACGCUAAUGGAGGAGAAAUGAACGUUCGCGACAGCGCCGGAAACACGCCACUCCACGUGGCCGUCGAGGGUGAAUGUGUCGAGGCGGUCGACUUCCUACUCCAAAGUAACGUAGACACUGGAAUUUUGAAUGAAAAGAAACAAGCACCGAUCCACAUGGCGACUGAAUUGAACAAGGUUGAAAUUCUAACGACGAUGAUGAAGUACCGUGAUAAAAUUGACGUUCAACAAGGUGGCGAACACGGAAGAACGGCCCUACAUCUAGCAGCCAUGUACGAUCACGACGAAUGUGCCAGAAUUUUAAUGAAAGAUCUGAAAGUGUGCCCUCGUAAGACUUGCAACAACGGUUACUACCCAAUUCACGAAGCUGCUAAAAAUGCCUCUUCGAGAACGAUGGAAGUAUUUCUUCAGUGGGGCGAAUCACAAGGUUGUCCACGAGAAUCGAUGAUUUGCCUUCACGACGCGGAAGGAAAUCUACCCCUGCACUCGGCAGUUCACGGUGGUGAUAUCAAAGCAGUCGAGCUGUGUCUGAAAUCAGGCGCGAAAAUAUCUACCCAGCAGCAAGAUUAUUCGACACCUGUUCACCUGGCUUGUGCCCAAGGUGCGAUCGAUAUAGUAAAGAUGAUGUUCGCCCUCCAACCGUCGGAGAAAUACGCUUGUUUGACAUCGUGUGACGUACAGAAAAUGACGCCACUUCAUUGUGCAGCGAUGUUCGAUCACCCUGAAAUAGCCGAGUACCUCAUACUCGAGGGAGCUGAUGUAAACGCUCUGGAUAAAGAGAAAAGAUCACCUUUACUAUUAGCGUCCGCAAGAGGAGGAUGGAGAACAGUUCACAGCCUUAUUCGUCUCGGAGCUGACAUACACGUGAAGGAUGUAAACCACAGAAAUGUAUUGCAUUUGAUUGUGAUGAACGGUGGAAGACUGGAGGAUUUCGCCCAGGAAGUUAGCAAGUCCAAGGUCAGUCUGCUCCAAUUAUUGAACGAAAAAGACGAAACUGGUUGUUCGCCUCUUCACUACGCCAGUCGAGAAGGUCACAUACGGAGCUUGGAGAAUUUGAUUAGACUGGGAGCUUGUAUCAAUUUGAAAAACAACAACAACGAAAGUCCGCUGCACUUCGCCGCGAGGUACGGUAGAUACAACACGGCGCGACAGCUUUUAGAUUCCGAAAAAGGAACGUUCAUAAUAAACGAAAGUGACGGUGAAGGUCUAACGCCAUUACACAUUGCGUCGCAACAAGGUCACACGCGACUUGUUCAACUUCUUUUAAACAGAGGGGCACUUUUGCACCGGGAUCACAACGGCAGAAAUCCUCUCCAUCUCGCAGCUAUGAGUGGAUACACGCAAACGAUAGAAUUACUCCACAGUGUCCACUCGCAACUUUUGGACCAAAUCGAUAAGGACGGUAACACGGCUUUGCAUAUGGCUACAAUGGAGAAUAAACCGAAUGCGAUAUCGCUGCUACUAUCAAUGGGGUGUAAACUGCUUUAUAAUUUCAUCGAUAUGAGUGCCAUCGACUAUGCUAUAUACUACAAAUUUCCAGAGGCAGCUCUGGCCAUGGUAACGCACGAGGAGAGGGCCCAAGAAAUAAUGUCGAUGAAGUCGGACAAACAUCCCUGCGUUACACUUGCUUUGAUAGCCUCGAUGCCACGCGUUUUUGAAGCGGUCCAGGACAAAUGCAUCACAAAAGCAGACUGCAAAAAGGAUUCAAAAUGUUUCUACAUCAAGUACUCUUUCGUCUGUCUGCAAUGUGCGUCACAGGAUGAAAAAAUUGGAGACGGUUUAACGGCUACCCGGCCUACUCCCCUUCCUGCACUCAAUGCGAUGGUGGUUCACGGACGAGUAGAAUUACUUGCUCAUCCGUUGAGUCAAAAAUAUCUUCAAAUGAAGUGGAAUUCUUAUGGGAAAUAUUUUCACCUAGCAAACUUAUUGUUAUACGCUAUAUUCCUCAUGUUAGUCACAUUGUUCUCAUCGUUAUUGAUGAACAUUAAUGGCGGUCAGGGGAAGCUAAUCGACAUGAACAACUUGAACGGAUCAACUAACAUAUCAAUGGCGGAAGAAAUCCGACGACGUCUGUUCGCAACUGCCGACGACUUCGAAAUCACUACAACGAUGUCAGUGAGCGCAAUCGCCAUAAUGAUAUACGUUGGUGUCUAUGUUCUAAGAGAAAUACUUCAGCUAUAUCAACAACGUUGGACUUAUCUAAUGGACCCGACGAACUUGGUGUCAUGGCUUCUUUACAUAUCCGCUAGCAUAAUGGUGGUGCCAAUUUUUAUCAAAAGACUAGACGAAAUACAAUUCUCAUGUGCAUCGAUCACGGUCUUUCUCAGCUGGUUCAAUUUACUUCUAUUACUACAAAGAUUCGAUCAAGUUGGCAUAUACGUGGUGAUGUUUCUAGAGAUCCUACAGACCUUGAUAAAAGUACUUUUGGUAUUUUCCAUACUUAUAAUCGCGUUCGGCCUGGCGUUUUAUAUUCUGUUGUCCAAGGGAAACCACAUCUCGUUCAGCAGCGUACCAAUGUCACUGAUGAGAACCUUUGCAAUGAUGCUCGGUGAAAUUGAUUUUCUUGGUACUUACGUGGAGCCUUAUUAUCACCGGGGUUCUGCCCGUGACGAAGACACGAAAGGACUUCCUUUUCCGCUACCAGCAUUUUUAAUCCUGAGUAUUUUCAUGGUUCUGAUGCCGAUCCUCCUCAUGAACCUCCUUAUCGGUUUGGCUGUUGGAGACAUUGAAUCCGUCAGACGAAAUGCUCAGCUGAAGAGACUCGCGAUGCAGGUUGUACUCCACACAGAAUUAGAAAGAAAACUACCUCAAAUGUUGUUGGAAAAGGUCGACAAGUUGGAGCUUAAAGUCUAUCCGAACGAGAUGAAAUGCAAACUCGGAAUUUUAGAUUUCGUGUUGAAGAAAUGGUUCUGCAAUCCAUUUAUGGACGACGACGGUGCUCCAAGAGCGGCGCCAGAAACUCAACCAGGAUCCCCACCAAACAACCGAAAUAAUGGUUUGGACAUGGUAUUAGAAAACAACGAAGAUUAUGUAACUCAGGAGCUUGAUAAGCAAAAAAGACGUUUGAAAGACAUGACUCAAACCUUGGAAAUUCAACAUCAACUUCUACGUCUAAUAGUACAGAAAAUGGAGAUAAAAACUGAAGCGGAUGACGUAGACGAGGGCGUAUCACCGGGUGAUUUAAGAGCACUUCCCGGUUUGAGUACCAAAUGGAAUUCACCUCGAAUAAAUAAAAAACUUCGUGCCGCUCUAAGUUUCAACAAAGGAUCGCAACAGCGGUAGUAAUAAAGUAAUGUAUAAUAUAAUGAAUUUUAAGCGCUGUAAAAUAUUUUUUUAUAACACAUUUACAAGAUAUAUAUAUAUAUUGUGAAACAGAUAUAUAAUAUAUCCACGUUUCGCACACUCUAAGGCCGAAUUAACUUUUCAUGAUGAUUUUACAGGUAGGUAGGUGAGAACUGUAACUGACUACUAUGAAUUUAAUGUCUCCAUAUGAGGCGAAUUGUCGAAAGAAAAAAAAAAAGAAAAAAAGAAAAAAAAACCGAAGUAUAUGUUCGAUGUGGUGCAUUAUAAUCGUUUCAGCUAGUCAAUAAAUUAAAUGGGUUUGCCAAGAAGCAGCUGCAGCUAAUCUCAAUAUUGUUGACGAUUAAUCAUUCGAAAAUAUAUCAGACCACGUUGGUAUUCAUCCAAUUAUUGAAUAAUGUGUGCAGCACGCGUUUCUAAUGAAUAAUGUGUCCGAGCCACUUGGGAAAUAUUCUUGGUUGGAAUAGAAAAAUAAUUACGAAUUUAAUAAUUGCAGCAAAUCGAUAAAUUUAUUAUACGCAAUGCACAAUGUGUAAUGUACAUUCAUCUAUAUUCGAAUGAUAAGUAUAUCUGUGUGAAUGGGCGGAAUGGAUACAUCGUGGACGAUUUUUACCGUGAGUUAUGCCUAUGUACGAAUUUACGUUUUAUAUAGUAAUCGCGUAUACAGUAUAUACCUAUAAAUACGACACAGUAGAUUAGUCAUUGGGUGUUUUUACGACAGAGAAAUGCAUGAGUGCUAUUUAAUUAUUAGACAAAAAUAAAAAGAAAUGGAAUUGCGUCCCGAAAAUACGAAAAAUGAAAAGAAAAUUAUAAAUAUACCUAUAGGUAUAUUAUACUGUGGUGAUAAAACUACAUGAAAAUUAUUUAUUUAUACAUGAAUGAUAAAUUAUUAUGAAAUAAUAAUAAUAUGUGUCGAAAGAGAACUUUAGUUUAUAUAUCGAUGUAUUGUUCUACAAAUAAAAAACUGUUUUCAGUGUAUACACGAAAUUAGUC
Messenger RNA from Athalia rosae (coleseed sawfly), 5416 nucleotides. It is a transcript of the gene TrpA1, whose product is annotated as transient receptor potential cation channel subfamily A member 1. Gene Ontology annotation, biological process: monoatomic ion transport; transmembrane transport. Bases 590 to 4405 code for a protein of 1271 amino acids. Lineage: Eukaryota; Metazoa; Arthropoda; Insecta; Hymenoptera; Athaliidae. Gene Ontology annotation, cellular component: membrane. The record is from RefSeq and is a predicted model, not a curated record. The transcript has 22 exons. Gene Ontology annotation, molecular function: monoatomic ion channel activity; protein binding.